This is a messenger RNA of Symphalangus syndactylus (siamang), 3256 nucleotides long. Its product is annotated as putative CENPB DNA-binding domain-containing protein 1. NCBI's taxonomy places the organism in Eukaryota, Metazoa, Chordata, Mammalia, Primates, Hylobatidae. The record is from RefSeq and is a predicted model, not a curated record.
CCGCUCACCUGUCAGGCCGUGCCCAGGGCCCUGGCGCUGUUCUUGGCCGUCCUGCCGCCUCCUGAGCCACCACAUCGCCACAGCCAGACCAGGGGCCCGGCCACCGCUCUACUACCGGCCGCCGCCAGCUGCCGGUACCCCAGCCCCAGCCCCAGCCCCCUCGCGCCGCCCGAGCGCGCGCAUGCGCAACGGGAGAGCGGUCCUACGGCCCCGCGACCGCAGGGUGGCCUCGCGCGUGCGCGGCAGGGGCCCUGUCUUGGGUGUCCACGCCGUCGCCUGACCGUUCCAGGGUUUGAUCGCCAGCGCAGCUUUGCACUGCCCAGACAGCUGGGCGCUAAGGGGAUACCCAGCGCCUUUAGACUUAUCUUAAAUCGGGCAUCUGCAUCAACACUUAUUUCUGGGGUCUCCAUGGAAAGCAGCUCCCGAAACAGAACACCUGCCCGGCCCGCCCUUCGCUGCACUAGAAAACCGCCCCGGGACGUUCUGCCGUGGUGUCCCCCUCACGGAGUUCCGUUUGUCUGCUUGGUCGGUUGUUCUCUGGAGCCCCAGGACCCAGGCCGCUUGUAUGUGCCUGCGGCCGCACGGCCCCAACGCGCGGACUUCGAGCGGUACCGGGAGACCCGCGCGGCCUCCUCGGAGUGGACAGUGAAGCAACUGGGCCAGGCGGGGGGGCUGGGCCUGCCCAUGGCGACCCGUCCACGUCUCCAGGACCUCAGCCUGAGCCUCUUCGCAGCCUCGUUUUCUGUUGACCGAGUUCUGCAAGGGGACAAGAGGAACCACAGCGUUCUUGCACUUGAGACCGCUGUGAUUUUCUGACAUUUUGGAGGCAGAAAUGCCUGGGAAAAGGCCCACAGAUGCAACUGUCAUCCGUAGUGCCGAAAGGGAACGGAAAGCGAUUACCCUUGACAUCAAAUUGGAAGUGUUACAACGAUUUGCAGCGCGUGAGAAGCUCAGUCAGAUCGCAAAGGCCUUAGAUGUUGCUAUCUCUAGAGUGGCGACCAUCCGACAUAGUAAAGAAAAAGCGAGUUCGCAAAUAGCUACUCCUUUGAGAGCCUCUCGGUUGACUCGCCAUCGAAGUGCAGUGAUGGAGAGUAUGGAGCGGCUGCUGAGCUUGUGGGUGGAACACCAGAGCCAGCCAAAUGCCCCCUUGAGCGCCGCCAUCGUUCAGGAGAAGGCUGAGUUUGAUGACUUACAGCGUGAACAUGGCGAAGGCUCUCAAACGGAGAGGUUUCAUGCAAGUAAAGGGUGGCUUUUGAGAUUCAAGGAGCGCCGCUGUUUGCCCCACUUCAAGAUGAACAGCGCAGCUCCCAGCAAUAAGGACAUGUACACAGAAAUGCUGAAAAGCAUCAUCAAAGAAGGUGAGUACACCCCCGGGUGUCUUUAACGUAGAUGGGACAGGACUUGAUUGGAAGAGAAUGCCCGAAGGAACGUUUAUUUCCGAGGAAGAGAAUGCUGAGCCAGGGUUUAAGUCAUCCAAAGAUCGCUUGAUGCUGCUGCUUGGUGGCAGUGCAGCUGGAGACUUUAAGUUGAAGCCCUUACUGGUGUACCGCUCGGAAACCUGCAAGGCUCUGAAGGGUACUUGAAGCCCAGUUUGCCCGUGAUUUGGCGCUCCAGCCGAAAGCCUUGGGUGACCAGGAGCAUCUCUCAUGAAUGGUUCACUUACUUUUUUUGCCGUUGAAAAAUGCUGUGCCCAAAAUAAUCUCACCAACAAAGCAUUGCUCAUACUAGACAGUGCGUCAUGCCACCCUGUAAAUUGGAGCGAUCUUUCUGAUAACUAAAAGUGGAGUACCUUCAGGCCGGGCGCGGUGGCUCACGCCUGUAAUCCCAGCACUUGGGGAGGCCGAGACGGGCGGAUCACCUGAGGUCAGGAGUUCGAUACCAGCCUCAACAUGGAGAAACCCCGUCUCUACUAAAAAUACAAAAUUAGCCGGGCAUGGUGGUGCAGGCCUGUAAUCACAGCUACUCUGGAUGCUGAGGCAGGAGAAUUGCUUGAACCUGGGAGGCAUAGGUUGUGGUGAGCUGAGAUCGCCCCAUUGCACUCCAUCCUGGACAACAAGAGUGAAACUCCAUCUCAAAAAAAAAAAAAAAAAAAAAAGGCCGGGCGCGGUGGCUCAAGCCUGUAAUCCCAGCACUUUGGGAGGCCGAGGCGGGCGGAUCACGAGGUCAGGAGAUCGAGACCAUCCUGGCUAACACAGUGAAACCCCAUCUCUACUAAAAAUACAAAAAAUUAGCCGGACGUGUUGGCGGGCGCCUGUAGUCCCAGCUACUUGGGAGGCUGAGGCAGGAGAAUGGCAUGAACCCGGGAGGCGGAGCUUGCAGUGAGCCGAGAUCGCGCCAUUGCACUCCCGCCUGGGAGACAGAGCAAGACUCCGUCUCAAAAAAAAAAAAAAAAAGUACAACAACAAGAGUAGAAUACCUUCAUGACAGUACAACUGACUCAAUCCAGCUCAUGUGUCAAGGUGUAGCCUCUACCUUCAAAGCUCAUUAUCUGAGAGGGACUUUUGAGCACAUCGUAGAAGCAACAGAUGGUGAGGAUACAGCUAUGAUCAGGGAAUUUUGGAGAAACUACAGCAUCAUAGAUGCUGUGGACAUGGCCAUCGCAUGGGAGGAGCUCACACCAGCACUAAUGAACAGAGUGUGGAAGAAGAUUUGGCCUGAGUGUGUUCAGGCCCAGCGUUUUUCCCAGGCAGAUAACAUUGCACAGCUUCAAAAAAACAUUGUGACCCUUGCCAGAAAUGUGGCCUUUGAAGAGGUUGCUGAGGCUGCUGUGGACCAGUUGCUGCAGUCCCAUGAAGAAGAUCUUUCAAAUGAGGAACUGAUGCGGCUGGAACAGGAGCCGGCAGUGGGGGAGGAGGAGAGGGAAGAUGGUCCCUGGGCGCUGUGGCAGCUAACCACAGGAAGACUGCAGGCAGCCCUCUCACAUUCUGAGGCUGGCUUGCAGGUCCUUGCUAGUAACAGCCGUAGUGAUGACUGGAGACUGGAAGUUCCAGAGCAAUCAAUGAUGCAAUAAACUGCUACCAGGAGCUGUACAAUGAGAAAAAGCGCCACUCAAAACAACUCUCUUAGGUCAUUUUUCAAUGUGUGUAACCAAAAGUUAAUCAGAAUAAAGAAGAAGCACCAUGAUGACCUCAACAGUGGAGGCCCACCCAGGCCUCCCUGCUCUGUGGUGUUUGACAUCCCUGGAAACCUUGCUGUUGGUAUUUCCAUUUUGAUACUUGAGAGCAUCAAAUUUUGUCAUUAAAAUGUUAUUUAGAUA